AUGGAUUUGUACGAUCAGCUUCCGACAAGUUCACUAAUUGACGAUGAACAAUAUCAAUUUUUGUUGCAGCAUUCUGAGCGAUAUGGCGUUUCUGUUUUAGAUUAUCUCACAUUGUCGCCACAACAAUUGGCUACAUCAGUCAAUAGGUCCAUUACCGAGGUAUGCAGGUUUCAAGAAGCUCUGCGAAACGAGUUUUAUAAGGAAGUGAUUGAACUCAACCCAAUACGCUCUUUUAGUUCAUUAGAAGGGCCUAAAUGUUUUACCACGGGGGAUUUAGAUAUUGAUGCGGUCCUAAACGGUGGAAUAUACACUCAUGGAAUAACUGAAAUAUUUGGCGAAAGUUCCAGUGGCAAAUCUCAAUUAUUAAUGCAGUUGGCCCUCUCAGUACAACUUCCUUCCAAAUUCAAUGGGUUUUCUGGCCAAUGUGUAUUUAUCACAACAGAGGGAGACUUGCCAACUCAAAGAUUGGAGGGAAUAAUACAAUUGCGGAAGGAAUUCGUCGAAAAUGGAGUAUCCCAAAAUAAUAUAUAUACGGUUACUUGCAACGAAUGGGCAGCUCAAAAUCAUAUUUUGAGUGUUCAACUGCCUAUUUUACUAGAACGCAAUCCAAAAAUCAAAUUAGUCAUCGUAGAUUCGGUUUCUCAUCAUUUGAGAGUCGAAUUAGAAUCCAGCUCUUUCAAGGCAUCUUUAGAUAAUAGAUCUCAAAUCGAUAAAAUGGCUCAGAAUCUAUUGUAUUUAUCUCAGAAGCAUGGCGUUGCAGUUGUUGUUGCCAAUCAAGUUGGGGACAAGUUAUUGCCAGCAAGACCUACAAGACAAACCGUGAUGGAUUACGAUUAUCAGCUAGGAUUCAUGAUUGGAUGGAAAGAUUCAACCACAUUCUAUAGACAUUUGUUCCACAACGGGGAUGUAAGAGAAGACGUGUUAACAGAUGAUGAAGACUACUAUCAAGUAGUAUCUGUUCAUGAGAAGAUGGUUCAAGCACAACAGCGGCAACAAAAUUUUGUUUUGUCUCAAUCUUCAACGACAAGUUUACCAUCCUUGCAGCCUGAAACAAGUGUAAAUCCCGCAAACUCUGUUAGAGUUAACUCGCCACCAACCGCACUCUCUCAAAUCAGUACAACUAAUGGUAAAUUACAGACUUAUAAUGGAUUUUCUACACAAUUACAGUGUAACAAAAAAAAGCGCAUCGAUACCACGAUCCCUAACCUGGGACUAACAUGGGCAAACCAUAUUUCAACACGAAUCAAGCUUUCCAAAGGCUAUAAAGCCUCUCCCCUAAUAACAAGUGGUGAGCUCGACUUAGAUAAGCUCAGCGACAUCACUGCUUUCUGGCAGGCUAAACGGAUUCUUAAAGUUGUGUUCUCUACGUAUGUCCGAAAUGGACAGAUUCAAUACUCGAUAUGUGACCAAGGCAUAGUAUCGGUGAGCGAUAACCCCAGUAAGUCAUAA
This is a messenger RNA of Eremothecium cymbalariae DBVPG#7215, 1449 nucleotides long. It is a transcript of the gene RAD57, whose product is annotated as putative DNA-dependent ATPase RAD57. Lineage: Eukaryota; Fungi; Ascomycota; Saccharomycetes; Saccharomycetales; Saccharomycetaceae. The record is from RefSeq and is a predicted model, not a curated record. The transcript has a single exon. Gene Ontology annotation, molecular function: DNA strand exchange activity; single-stranded DNA binding; ATP hydrolysis activity. Gene Ontology annotation, biological process: mitotic recombination; DNA recombinase assembly; DNA strand invasion. Bases 1 to 1449 code for a protein of 482 amino acids.